AUGGAUUCAAAAAUUUUACAGGAAGAGCCACACCCUUGGGAUUCAUUAGCUCUUGGAGUUGAAGAUGGUACUGUCCAUUUGACAGCAUCCAGCGAAUUCAAUAAUGAUUUGAGGGCUGAUCGAGGACGGCUUAACACAGUAGCAGGAGGCUCUGGAGGCUGGGCAGCAGCAACUAAUAACCUAAAUCAGUGGAUUCAAGCCGAUCUUGGUGCUAUAAAAGGUGUGAUUGGAGUAAUAACACAGGGGCGCAGUGAAGAUGUUCAAUGGGUCACAUCAUACAAAGUAAAUUACAGUACCGAUGGUAGCAACUACUUACCAGUAUUGGGAUCGAGUGGCCAAGUUGAGAAUUUCAGUGCAAACUCUGAUUCUAACAGCGAGGUGAAAAACAUAUUCAACUCUGUUGUCUACGCUCAAUUCAUCCGUAUCAAUCCAAUUACCUGGCAAAAGCACAUCAGUUUAAGAUUCGAGCUUCUGGGCACAGGUUACAAACUCAUUCAUUAUGAUAGGCCAAACAAGAAAGGUGGUGGUAUUGCACUUUAUUGUCGUGAGUCGGACAAAGAUGUCAAUGAGUAG
Anneissia japonica is the source of this 573-nucleotide messenger RNA. RefSeq names its product lactadherin-like. The transcript has 4 exons. Lineage: Eukaryota; Metazoa; Echinodermata; Crinoidea; Comatulida; Comatulidae. The record is from RefSeq and is a predicted model, not a curated record. Bases 1 to 573 code for a protein of 190 amino acids.